Molecule: messenger RNA, 684 nt
Organism: Symbiodinium necroappetens
Lineage: Eukaryota; Dinophyceae; Suessiales; Symbiodiniaceae
Source: the annotation of a GenBank genome assembly
GGUGUGCUCGGCGGUGGUGCGACGAGGACACUCCGUGGCGAUGCUGCACUUUCCCGCCCAGUCUGGGAAUCAGAGGCGUGUCCUUGGCCGCAGGAUGCAAGCUGCAGCUCCUCUGCCUCCUCCAGAAACCUCAGAAACCACCAGGUGAACACCUCCUUCGAGAAGGAAGAAGGGAUGGACGAAGAGGAGGAGAUAGAUGAGUCGAAACUGGAAAGCGGACUUCCCGACGACGACGAAAGGACAGAGUGCAACUUGGACUCCCUGAAGCUUGGCAACCAGACAGGCAAGUGGAGCAAAGAGAGGGAAGACAUAAAGUGGGCCUACGACAACUCUUUGAAGGGCCAGGAAGUCCAAGUUUGGUGGCCUGGUCGUACCGACCAUGGCGAGUGCAACAACGUACACGACGAGGACAGAGGCUGCUGGUUCAGGGCAAAGCUGCUCAAUGACCCGUACUGCACAGAUGCAGGCCGCUGCAUCCACUUUGCAGCGCACGAUGGCGAGCCGACCAACACCUUCAGCUGUCCCACAUGGAUACGAGAUCCUGACGGCAUCGGUUGCAGGCUUCCAAGAUUCAACUGGCAAGCUUGCCCGAUGAAGUUUGAGAUGAAGCGGGUUGACACAGGCAUCCCUCAGGAAUUCAAGCAGGCAUUGAGCACCCCGUGCUCUGCAGCCAAAGCGCCAGAG